Musa acuminata subsp. malaccensis (wild Malaysian banana) is the source of this 2018-nucleotide messenger RNA. RefSeq names its product ACT domain-containing protein ACR3. NCBI's taxonomy places the organism in Eukaryota, Viridiplantae, Streptophyta, Magnoliopsida, Zingiberales, Musaceae. The record is from RefSeq and is a predicted model, not a curated record.
UCUUCCUCCUCCCUCUCUCUCUUCAUCUCCCUUUCCUCCUCCUCCUCCUCUUUCGCUCCACCGCCUACUCUUUCCAUCGAUCUACAUGUGUUGAUAGAAUAUACAUAAAAGCUUUCGAGUGGAAUUCUUCGAGGGAAGUAAGAGCUUGUUCUGAGUUGGUCUCCUCGUCGGUUUUCGUCCCUGUUCUGUUUCCUCCUCUGUUUUCCCAAACUCUGGCGCCUCGAUCCGCCCGGCGAAGAAGGGAAGGUAAUCUGGUUAGUGCGGGGUGGUUGUGAAGCCACUUCAUCGCGAGCCAUGGAAGGCAGAGGAAGCGAGCCGUAUUUCGACCCGGACUACGAUUCCCUCGUCGAGAGGAUCAACCCCCGCGUUUGCAUCGACAACGAGACAUGUGAGGAUUGCACGCUCGUCAAGGUGGAUAGCGCCAACAGGCACGGGAUCCUUCUGGAGAUGGUUCAGCUCCUCACCGACCUCGACCUCGUCAUCUCCAAGUCCUACAUCUCGUCCGACGGUGGCUGGCUCAUGGAUGUGUUUCACGUCGCGGACCAGCUCGGUAACAAACUAACGGAUCCCACCACCCUUCGCUACAUCCAACAGUCGCUGGUGAGCGGAUGGAAGGGAACCCGGAGCACGGUCGAGGUUAGGACCUGCCUCGGGAAGCUGUUGGGCCCGGGGCAGCUGGCCUCCGGGUACCCCGCCAUCGAGAUCACGGCCACGGACCGGCCUGGCCUCCUCUCCGAGAUCGCCGCCGUCCUCGCCGAGCUCCACUGUCAUGUGGCCUGCGCCCAGGCCUGGACGCAUAACUCACGCGCCGCCGUCAUCCUCUACGUCACCGACGAACCCGCGCGUACGCCCAUCGCCGACGCCGACUGGCUGGCCCAUAUCGAGCAGCAGGUCGACAGUGUGGUCGAAGCGCACCAUGGGCCCGGCGAGCGGCGGCGGGUGAAGGUGUCGGGGCCGACGCCCGGCCGCGUGCACACGGAGAGGCGGCUGCACCAGCUGAUGUACGAGGACGGGGACUACGAGGCCGGCCCCCCGCCGCCUCCUGUGAACGGCGACCACUUCGCGGACGCCAACCUCGAGGCCAGGAGGGGCAACGUACUGUUCUUGUCAUCUCCGUCGUCGUCGUCGUCUUCGUCGGCGUCAUCGGCGGUGAUAAAGACACGGGCAUCCAUCGACAGCUGGAAGAAGCGGGGGUACUCGGUGGUCAACAUACAGAGCAGGGACCGCCCUAAGCUCCUCUUCGACACGGUGUGCACGUUGACCGACAUGCAGUACGUGGUGUUCCACGCCGCCGUCGGGUCGCACGGACCACUCGCCGUGCAGGAAUACUACAUCCGACACAUGGACGGUUGCACUCUGGAUUCGGAGAGGGACAGGCAGAAGGUCAGCCGGUGCUUGGUGGCCGCCGUGGAGCGGAGAGUCUCCCAUGGGCUGAGGCUUGACGUGAGCGCAAGGGACCGGCCGGGCCUGCUGUCGGACGUCACCAGGGUGCUCAGGGAGAAUAGCCUAUCGUUGACGAGGGCGGAAUGCGCGGCGCGCGGGGAGAGGGCGGUGGGAACGUUCUACGUGACGGACGCUUCGGGCGGCGGCGACGUGGAUCCGAAGAGGGUGAACGCGGUGAGGCAGGAGAUGGGGGACAGCGUCACGGUGGAGGUGAGCAACGACGCCACGCGAGAAUGGAGCUCCGCCAAAAGCAGCAACAAUGGCAGCAGCAGCAGCAGACUGACGUCGUCGUCGGCUGGUGGCACUAGAAGCAGAAGCAUGACCUCCCUCGGAAGCUCUCUCGGAAGCCUCCUGUGGGCUCACAUCGAGCGGCUCUCGAGCAACUUCGGAUCCAUCAGAUCAUGAAUAUUACGAUUUCUAUUCCCGGAAGAAGCAGCAGCCGCAGAUAUGGCAUCUUUCUUCACACUUUGCGAGAAUAUAGAAAUGUGUAUUACUAAUCUUCGUCAGACCAAAUUAAAUAAAUAGUAGUUUAAAAUCGGGAAGGAACAUAUUAAGAUGCCAUUUGGAUUCUUUCA